CUCGCACGAAAACCUCUUUUAAAGCCGAAAAUUCAAACAUUAUACACUAUUCAAGAUGUACCUGUUCAAUGCAUGUUUCGCAUUGUUAUUAACUUGCGUUUGCUGCAAAAUUCCUGAUUAUGUAAAAUUAUGUCGCAAAAAUGAUUCAAACUUAUCUCAAUGUUUAUUGGAAAAUGUAAAUCGCAUUACGCAACAUUUAGCUGCUAAUGGCGAAGCGACAUAUAAAAUACCAAAUAUAACAAAGAUCCAAGUGGAAAAGAUAGCAAUGCACGCGACACCUGAAUUAGAAGUCGAAAUGCGCAACAUGAAUUUAAUUGGUCUUGGAGAAACAGAAAUUAAAGAAAUUUCCAUGACUGAUAACGAAUUAUUCAUAAAAGCAUAUCUUCCACGGUUAGAAUUCGUAGGAAUAUACGUCUUCAAUGGGAAAAUGUUAAUUUUAACUCUGAAAUCGAGUGGAGACAUGCAUGUCAUACAAACUGGUGUUGAUUUUGAAUAUAAAGCUAAACUAUUGACAGAAGAACGUCGAGGUAAAAAGUAUUACUAUGUCAGCGCUGAACCAGAAGAUACAAGAACCAAUAUCACACACAUCAAGAACAAUUCCUUUAGUUUUGGUAAUUUAUUUCCGUCGGAUCAACGAAUUAGCGAAGAAAUGAACGUUUUCUUAAACGAAAAUUGGCGUGACGUCUAUAAUGAAGUAAAAUACGCAAUGGAAAAUGCAUACAGUUGGUAUUUAAUCAAUCCAGUUAUAAAUGGAUUCUUAAGACAUAUACCAAUCUAUAAUUUAUACGAAACAAAUUAACUUUACCAGAUUUAAGAAGUUUACUUUAAAUUAGACACAAUUGAUACACAAUUUACAUUUUUAUACACUUUUAUAGUCCAUGAAUUGCACAAUUUUGUUCAUUUUCAUAACUAACGCCUUUUAAUUGUGUCUGUAAUUACUUGCAACUCGAUAAACACACGUGUUGGUAGGUAAUAGUAAAAAAGGUGCAAUGAUUUAAUAAAAUGCAGAUUCACGCUGAUUCGUUACAAUUAAUUACGUUACGAGUAUUUUAUGCUUAGUGAACUUGGAAAGGUAUAAAAGUUAGUCUCAACAUAAAAUGAAUUUAGUACUAAAUACUACUAGUAAUAGUUAUCAUAAGUUAAAACUUUCAUUUAAUUAUUUCUUUUGCGAAUAAAAAAAUGACAAAAUUUAUUGUAUUUCUUCUUGCUUGCAUCGCUACAUGCUCUGCAUUUAAACUUCCUUCUUACAUUAAUAAAUGUAAAUUCAACGACGACAACAUGGGACAAUGCAUAAUGGACAACAUACCUGUGAUUAAGCCACAUUUAAAAGAUGGAAUCAAAGAAUUGGCAAUUCCACCGUUAGCUCCGUUCCAUGUUCAAGAAAUUCUCAUCGAUGCUAGUCAAAACCUGAAAAUCAAAAUGACUGAUUUGGAUGUUCUACAUUUAGAUGAAUUUGAAAUUAAAAACAUAAAAUUAAAUGCAGAAACUUUUGAUGGCGAAAUGGAAUUCCACUUUGACCAAAUCCAAAUUCUCGGCACCUAUGACAUCGACGGACAAAUCCUGGUCUUACCAAUCAAAGGACACGGCCCAGCCAAUAUAACCCUAUAUCAAUUCAAUGUGCUUUUCAACUACAGGUUCCAACCGAUAGAACGAAAAGGAAAAAUGUUUGUGAAUAUUUCCGAUCAACGUUACACUUUUAAAUCAGGAAAAAUCACUUUGCAUCUGGAUAACUUAUUCAACGGUGAUAAAACUCUUGGGGAUCAAGUGAACAAUUUCUUGAAUGAAAAUUGGCAGGAUGUCGAAGGCCUUCUGCGACCUGCUGUGACCGAAACUGUCACUACACUGGUCGGUGCCAUUUUUGAUAAAAUUGCAAAAAGUGUACCUUUGGAUGAAUUAUUCCUUCUUGAUUAAGCAGUAAAUCAAAGUUUAAUAUAUCACAAGUUACGAAACAUCUUAUUUAAUGUAUAGAAACAAGACCAUUUAAAACACACAAAACUAGUUUAUAAUACUUCAUAAAAUUGAAUUGCUUCAAUCAAAUUUAUUGUCAAAUUUUUCUAUAUAAAUAAAUUCAGAACGUGUUAA
Molecule: messenger RNA, 2082 nt
Organism: Dalotia coriaria
Lineage: Eukaryota; Metazoa; Arthropoda; Insecta; Coleoptera; Staphylinidae
Product: protein takeout-like
Exons: 6
Coding region: 1180-1911 (243 amino acids)
Source: RefSeq, a predicted model, not a curated record